GCUGUCAAUUGAAAAGCAGCAGCUCUGUAACAUUUCUUUUGGGUUAUGUGCUAUCCAUUCUUAUUAUUACUGAAUGAAAAUAAACAUUUAAUAUAUUAUUGAUAAAUAAGUGAAACGAAAUAAUGACGUCAUUAGUUAAACAGUUUGCACGCCUCAACAUUACACAAAGAAGUCUGUUACAGCAGUCAUGUAAACUUCUUUUGCCGGCCAGCCACAAUUUACAUACAUCAGAUGCUCUAAGCUCCAAAUGGAAUAAGGCGAAUCAUGGACCACGUAAAUGGUUGGAAUACAAUAAAACAGUGCAUCCACCACAAAAACCAGAUGAGGAACCCAGAAAAGCGUAUGUCUGCCAUAUGCGCACCAACAUUAAAUAUAGUCCCGACAAGAUGUGGUAUAUAGCUUCAUUUGUGCGUGGCAUGUCCGUGGAUGAGGCUGUGAAGCAAUUGAGUUUCGUGUUGAAAAAAGGCGCCACACAUGUCAAAGAGGUGAUAUUGGAGGCACAAGAAAUGGCUUGUAAGCAGCAUAAUGUGGAAUAUAAAAGUAAUUUAUGGGUUGCUGAAUCUUUUGUGGGUAAAGGACGUGUUUUUCGCGGUAUGCGUCGUCAUGCACGCGGACGUCAGGGCAUGGUUGAAUACAAGCACUGUCAUUAUUUCGUAAGACUAGAGGAAGGUGAGCCACCAAAGAAUUACUAUCUACCCGCGCAACAAACGCCAGAACAACAAUUGGAGAAAUGGAUCGAACAAAUGCGUAGCCGCAAAGUUAUCAAUUCGCUCUAAGUUAAAUUGUUUGAAUUUUACAUUAAAAAAAUGCAAUAAAAGCAGUUGUUUAAAUAUGUAAUACA
Molecule: messenger RNA, 841 nt
Organism: Zeugodacus cucurbitae (melon fly)
Lineage: Eukaryota; Metazoa; Arthropoda; Insecta; Diptera; Tephritidae
Gene: mRpL22
Product: 39S ribosomal protein L22, mitochondrial
Exons: 3
Coding region: 123-776 (217 amino acids)
Biological process (GO): ribosome assembly; translation
Cellular component (GO): ribosome; mitochondrial large ribosomal subunit
Molecular function (GO): structural constituent of ribosome
Source: RefSeq, a predicted model, not a curated record